GUCUGAGCCUGUCACAGCCUCGGCCAAUCGCAGCCUCCGUUAGAGGUGGCGGCUGCAUGUGAUUGGAGGAUGGCGACCAUGCCGUUCGUCAGCGAGGGAAAGUGUGUGAGCGUGGAGUGGGACUUCCUACAGGGACUACUGGCCAAACCCCCCACCCUGCCCUGUUUGCAGAACCUGCGGAAGGAGAAGUCUCGUAAUGCCGCUCGUUCCCGUCGCGGCAAGGAGAACUUUGAGUUCUUUGAGCUGGCCAAGAUGCUCCCUCUCCCCGGGGCUAUCACCAGCCAGCUGGACAAGGCCUCGGUCAUUCGCCUCACCAUCAGCUACUUGCACAUGUGCACCUUCGCCAGCCAGGGAGACCCGCCCUGGUGCCCCCUGCUGGAGGGAGAGAACCACUGCAGCAAAGUGCGACGCUCCUCCCUCUCUCUGGCUACUGACAUGUUUGAACAGCACCUGGGAGCACACCUGUUACAGUCUCUGGACGGCUUUGUGUUUGUGGUAAGCUCAGAGGGACGAUUCCUCUACAUAUCAGAGACUGUUUCCAUCUACCUGGGCCUCUCACAGGUGGAGUUGAUGGGCAGCAGUGUGUUUGACUACAUCCACCCAGCGGACCAUGUGGAGAUGGCUGAGCGUCUGGGCAUCAGGCCCCACCUGAGGGCUGAGGCUGGCUGCCACGUGGCCCCCGAGAGCGCUUCCAGCUCUGCCUCCACAUCCUCCCUGGCCGGGUCCCCCGAGCCUGCCCCCUCAAGCCCUCUCUCUCCAGGGAACGAACCGCCUGACCGAGGCUUCUUCAUCCGUAUGAAGUCCACCCUCACCAAGAGAGGCCUCCACGUCAAGUCCUCGGGCUACAAGGUGAUCCAUGUGACCGGGCGAAUCCGCUGUCGCCCUGCCAUGGUGCCAGGCUCCGCCCGCUCGGUGCGUCGGCCAAUGGGCUUGGUGGCCCUUGCGCACACGCUCCCUCCCUCCACGCUGAACGAGGUGCGCAUGGAAAGCCAAAUGUUUGUCUUCCGGGUCAACAUGGACCUGCAGGUCACCUACUGCGAGAACAGGAUCUCAGAGUACAUGGACCUGAGCCCGGCAGAGGUGGUGGGACACACCUGCUACCACUUCAUCCACGUGGAAGACCUGGAUAACAUCAGACAGAGCCAUGAGGACUUGUUGAGGAAGGGUCAGGUGGUGACCGGGUACUACCGUUGGCUCCAGAGGAGAGGGGGUUAUCUGUGGGUCCAGUCUUGUGCCACCGUCUCCAUCAACCACAAAGCCCCCCACGAACGCAACGUCAUCUGGGUCAACUACAUCAUCAGUCGAACAGAGCUCCCAGACACUCCCCUGGAUCUGCUGCAGCUCCCAGAGAGUCUGAGGGCGGAGCGUCUGAAAGCCAGCUCCUCCCCUUCGGAACUCACGCCACAAGCCCGGGGUCCACAGCCAAUGAAAAGCUCUGUGUGUAAAGGUGACCCUGACUCUAAACUGAGAGAGAUCUAUAAUCCCGGAGUCCAAUCAGGGGACAGGAGGAAGCGUCCGCUGCGGUCUGACUCUGAAGGCGCUCCCCCAGAAACGCGGCGUCGCCUGGAAGAGUUCCGCCAGAGAGAGGGGAGUGUGUCCGCCGCCUCAGACCUGGGCAGUGAGAGCGAGGGAGAGGAGAGAGCGUGGGAGCAGGGGGGAGACAGCGCGAGGGUCAAACGAGAGGAGGGGCCUUCGAAACGAGGUGGGGAGACCCCAGUGAGGGGCGGCGGGGUGCACAACGGCCGUGCGGUAAUCCAGCACCUGAAGAGUGUAGUGUCCUCGCCUCUCUCUGGUCCCCACAACAUCAAGACUGAACAUGAGGCACUGGCUGCAGGGGGUCGCUGGACACACACACACACCUCCUCACACACACAACCCCCACCCUCACACACACACACACCUUGCGGCAGCCUGAACGGCGACAGUCCCCCGACCCCUAUCCCGGACUCCUCCUCCAGCAGUGAAGCCCCACCCAAAGGUAUUUUCACCCCGCCCUCCCCCGCCAUGUCUCCUCCCAUGUCCGGCUCCUCCCCUCUACCCUGUGAGGAGCGGGGAAUGUUGUCUGGAGGCCGAGUGGGCGGGCCUGACUUUGAGCUGUUGCAGAGACUGGCAGCGGGGGGUGCUGCAGGACGGGUGCUGUUCCACCCCCUGACCCUCGGCCCCCAGGGGCCACAGAGCCUGUACGCCCCCAGUACCAUCCGCUAUGCGCCCCCAGAGCUGCCCACCUCCCACCCCGGUGCUGAGGGGCUGCGCGUCGACCACCACAAGGGCCCCCCAGCCUUCUUCCCCCACCUCCAGAGGCUGGCCGGCCUGCCCUCCUUCAGUGGGUUCUCCGCCUCGGACAAUCCCUUCAACCCCUUCUGUAUGAACGGACUGAGGGGGGCCGCAGGGUCCGAGGAGGACUGAAAGAGAGGAGGGGCUAGAGAGAGAGACAUGGGGGGCAGGACAUUGGGACAUAUGGGGUUGGGAAACUGAAGAAAGGACCAUUUGCACUGCUUCCAUUGGGGAGUCGACAGGAUGGGUGACACUCAAAGUGGACUUUGACACUUGACUUUACCCCACUAGCUGUCCAAGCUUUGUCCCCCUCUCUGCUCUACCACAUCCUCUCUCCGCUGCUGUUAAAUGACUGUGCAGUGUUCCAUGUCUAAAGCCAUAUUGUACAUAGAGACAGGGCCAUGACAUACCUUCACUACUCCUUCCUCAGUAUUAUAACAACUGCUCCUGAGCCUGUCAGACUGACUUCUGUGUGACUGAAGGAGAAAGAAAAAAAAGGGGGGGGAAAUGGACGACAUUUUUUCACUUGUUUGUGUGAAAUACUGAAUCGUCUCUUAAGCAGAGUUAGAAACUAUACUCUGACACAAUAGUGGAAAUAUUGAGGUCUGAGCCGAUCUCAUGGACGCCCAAAAUAAUAUUCGAACACAUCUCGGGUACUCCUUCCUUCCAUAAAGGGAACCCCGCUGAAGAGGGUUUGUAACACUGAAAGCACAGAGGAGUGAGAGAGUCCCAGAUGACAUUCCAUUCCACUCUGAGACUGUUCUGUCUGGGGAAGAAAGGUAUGGGAUGGGGAACGUACAAUACCUCUACUGGCUGGUCACUUUGUAAUGUUUUCAGUCUUGUAAAAACGGGAAAAAUGGUCCUACAGAAUGAAGUGGUGUUAAAGACGCUGGGCUGUGCUGUGUAUGAGAUGAAAGCCAUAGUUCUAUUAUAUUGUCAUGCUGUUGUCAUAGGGUGAAGUGGGAGAGGUGUAAAAACGAUUGUCUUGCUAGAGGACAUACUUUGGGAAAUGCCACAGUUUAAUUCAGAAACCCUCAACAAAUGUAUUAGAAAUAAAGGGUUUAGG
Oncorhynchus nerka (sockeye salmon) is the source of this 3340-nucleotide messenger RNA. RefSeq names its product neuronal PAS domain-containing protein 1-like. The transcript is spliced from 11 exons. Bases 70 to 2406 code for a protein of 778 amino acids. Gene Ontology annotation, molecular function: RNA polymerase II transcription regulatory region sequence-specific DNA binding; DNA-binding transcription factor activity, RNA polymerase II-specific; protein dimerization activity. The record is from RefSeq and is a predicted model, not a curated record. Gene Ontology annotation, biological process: regulation of transcription by RNA polymerase II. Lineage: Eukaryota; Metazoa; Chordata; Actinopteri; Salmoniformes; Salmonidae.